Pestalotiopsis fici W106-1 is the source of this 2457-nucleotide messenger RNA. RefSeq lists its product as uncharacterized. The record is from RefSeq and is a predicted model, not a curated record. The transcript has a single exon. The coding region runs from base 1 to 2457 and encodes 818 amino acids. Lineage: Eukaryota; Fungi; Ascomycota; Sordariomycetes; Amphisphaeriales; Sporocadaceae.
AUGUCGUCCUUGCAAGUUGAAGACAAUGAUGAUAUCUCCAGUCGACGUGUUCCCAACAACUAUAGUGCUUACCGCCCAAUCACCUUAACUCCAGGAAAUGAGCAAAUCCGUCUGAUGCAGAUUCUCCCACCAGAGAGCGAAGAUGAAGACGAGGAAAUCGUCUGCGCCUUAUUCGACGUGCCACCAAUCUGGCAAAAAGGCCAAAUAGUUUACAUCGCACUCUCGUACUGCUGGGGCGACUUGGGAGACCAAAAGACCAUCAGCGUCAUCCACCAAUACCAAGAUGCACCCGAGGAGACCCAAAAGGCACGAGACCUGGAAGGAUCGAAAGAAGACUCUGGACCUACCAUGAUAUCGGUGGAACGCUCCACAAAACAACAGUUCAACGUGACUAGGUCUCUAUUCUCUGCUCUCAAAAGCAUACGCAAGGCCACUCCUAGAGUCAAGGAGCAAUUCCCGCUACUUGAUUUCCAGCCAAUAUGGAUAGAUGCUUUAUGCAUCAACCAGGGGCUCAUUGAAGAACGUAAUCAUCAAGUUGGUAUGAUGAACAAAAUUUACUCGUCGGCAUUCUUUGUCUGGAUCUGGCUCGGCGAAGAUGAGGCCGUCAUGAGAGGACUCAACAUGAUCCAUGCCAUGAUGAAGCUGACACGGAAGAAAUGGGGAGAUGAGUUUGACCCCAUCGAUCCAAAGGAAGAACAUAUGCGUCACUUCUUGAGGACACCUUACCAGUUAGAUGGAGAGCUGCUUGGACCAGAGAGCUGUUUCAAAAUAUUGGACUCACUCUUCGACAAUCCAUAUUUCAAACGUGUAUGGGUGCUACAAGAGGCAACAGCAAUACCAGCACGCACGUUCGUCUUCGUCACAGUGGCCCAUGUGCCCUGGGCAUGGAUCAUAGUUGCUGAUCGCUUCCGUCAGCUAUGGCGAAAGAUAUAUCCAACGGGCCAAAAUGGUUCAUUGCCACAGAUUUGGGCAAAUUUGAUCCAGCAGAAGCUUAUCCAACCACGCACCCCAUCUUUAGUCUCGAAACACUUAUUGUACGAUCUUUUCAUCAACACUUAUGAAGAGUUUAACGCGACGGACCUGCGAGACAAACUUUUUGCAUUGAUAGGCUUAUCAGCAGAGGGAAAUGGAAGCCAAGGCACAAUACCCGAUCUCAUACAGCCCGACUAUAGCAAAUCCCUGAGCCAGGUUUUCAUCGAUUUCACCCGGUUUUGCAUAAUGCAUGGUAGAGGUCUCGAAGUACUCAGCCUCUUGUGCGGUGGCCCGCGGAGAUUAUUUCCCUUUAAUCCCAUGCUGAACGAUCCUAGCUUGCCAAAGCCAAAGGCUUGUCUCGAUGUUCGGUUACACCCGUCCUGGGCAUUGUGGCCAACUACUGGCGGGUCUUGGACUGUAAGCAGUUUGGCAAAGGCUCAACAGCACAGUGGGCACAAGUAUGAUCUUGCAUCAAGGCUUGAUACUCGGCAGUUCGACUUACUCAAGCACCCCACAUACGAGCUGCCCAGCGCCAUAGUGAACCGCAUACUCAGGUGGGCUGGCGUGAGAAUCGGCGUGGUGAAAUCUAUUUUCAAUUUGCCAAUCCGUUGCUUUGCAGAUUCAGAGCCCCCCGAGCGUUCAAUCAUCACGAAGAAGUGGGCCACCGAGCCGAUGGAGAAGGAAAUGGCCAAGCACGAAAAGCAUAUCUCCAUAAGUCUCACCUCGCCGCAUGUUCAAGGUGACCGAAUGAAAGGAGGCCUGAUCCCCCUUUGGUGUUAUCUCGAGAGGCCGAUGGUCAAUGUCAUCGAAGUAGAAGAUCAGGUGGCUCCCCUACGCCCUCAGGAGUGGUUGGGGCGCAAGGGGGGUAGAUAUGAAGGCAAGAGGGAACACAUGUUUCGAGACUUCCUCGAGACUCUCUUGCUCAGUCCAAUCUAUCACGGCCCGACCGAAUUGGUUGACAAUGAACAACAAAACGAUCAGGCUCAAUCGUCUGAAUCGGAGGACGGCACUCUGAUGCCUGGACCUUGGGAUGAUCCAGAACUAUCUAUCAGCUUCGCUAUGGAAUGGGCACAGUUCGACCCGCAGAUGGAGUACCUGCCCCCGAGAAUUGGAAAGCACUUGCUCGAUCACUUAUUCAAGUCGGGCAUUCCAAGGGAGAAACAAUUCCCGUUCCUUUUUCUCGGACAUGGCAAAUGCUUCUUCAUUACAGACGAUGAGCACAUGGGCAUGUGCUCCCCAGAUGUGGAGCCGGGCGAUAUUGUUGUUGCACUCCCAGGAUCUGGUGUUCCUUUUGUGUUGCGACCCAUGGAGGACCAGGCUGACAUUGAGGGCGAGGAUUGGACGUUUAAGGGCGACCACGAGGGUUUUAGAAAGACGCUGUUUCGUUUCAUGGGCGAAUGUUAUCUCCAUGGAAGGAUGACGAGUGAUUUCUUUAGGCAUGAGUCGGGCAAUUUGCCGCCAAUGGAGACGUUCAACAUUUGUUGA